Messenger RNA from Bathycoccus prasinos, 975 nucleotides. RefSeq lists its product with no specific name. Bases 1 to 975 code for a protein of 324 amino acids. The transcript has a single exon. NCBI's taxonomy places the organism in Eukaryota, Viridiplantae, Chlorophyta, Mamiellophyceae, Mamiellales, Bathycoccaceae. The record is from RefSeq and is a predicted model, not a curated record.
AUGGCUGCUGCUUUCGCGUCGUCGUCGCACUUUGCGUCGUCGUGCGCGCAUCAUCAUCCCAGGAGUAGUUCUUCGUGUUGCGUGCGAGCGCACUCUUCCCAGUUUGCGACGACGACGACGGAAACGAUUCGAAGGAGAAACCAUCCAAUUUUAGUCGUGUCGGAUUUAGACGGAACGAUGGUUGGAGACGACCAAUCGACGCUAGAGUUUCGGACGUUUUGGGAAGAAGAAGAGAACAGCAUUAAUAACGAGGAUGAGAAGAGUAAAAGUAAACUGGUAUACAGCACCGGUCGGUCGUUGGAGUCGUUUCGAGCGUUACUGAGAGAGAAAGGAAACGUGAUGGUAAAACCGGAGAUGUUGAUUUGCGCCGUCGGUACGAAAGUGUACUCGCGCGGCGACGAGAAGAAAGAAGAAAUGUGGAUCGAAGACGAAGAGUGGACGAGAACGUUAGACGUCGGGUGGGACGAGGCGAUUGUCAGAGCUGGGUGCGCGAAAGCCAUCGAAUUAUGCGGGGAAGAGUCGGCCCAUUUUCGACCAGAGGAGGAACAGAACGCGCAUAAAAUAACGUGCGCGUUGAAGGAUGAAAAUGUAGGCGAGUUUGUGGCGACGUUGGAGAGAUAUUUGGAAGAAAAGAACGUGACGGCAAAAAUAAUCAGUUCCGGCACGGGCGGGUGGAAGUACGUGGAUUGCGUGUCGAAUCAAGCCGGGAAGCUGGAAAGUUUAGAGUUUGUGAGAAAGAAGUUAGGCUUCGAGUUGGAGCGAACGGUAGCGUGCGGAGAUAGCGGGAACGACGAGUUGAUGCUAUCGGGGAGGAAUUUAGCGAUAGUGGUAGGAAACGCGCAGGAAGAUUUAGUGAGGUGGGCAGAAAGAGCGCUCUUAGAAGAAAAAGAAGGAAGUAGAAAGAAACGAGUAAUCGUGACGAAGGCUUUCGAGGCGAGAGGGAUUAUAGAAGGCAUACGCGAGCAUUUUUAUUAA